GGAUGCCCCAGACAGACCAGCGCCCUGCCCAGCCAUGGCUCGGGUCCUGCGGGCGUCCUGCCUCCUGUCCUUGCUCCUGGCCGGCUUCGUCCCGCUGAGCCGUGGACAGGAAAAGUCCAAGACAGAGUGCCACAGCGGUGUGAGCGGCACCAUCUACGAGUACGGGGCCCUCACCAUUGACGGCGAGGAGUACGUCCCCUUCAAGAAGUACAGUGGCAAAUACAUCCUCUUUGUCAACGUGGCCAGCUACUGAGGCCUGACGGACCAGUACCUCGAACUGAAUGCACUACAGGAGGAGCUGGCGCCCUUCGGCCUGGUGGUUCUGGGCUUCCCCUGCAACCAAUUCGGAAAACAGGAGCCAGGAGAGAACUCGGAGAUCCUCCCCAGCCUCAAGUACGUCCGGCCAGGCGGAGGCUUCGUCCCUAACUUCCAGCUCUUUGAGAAAGGGGAUGUGAACGGGGAGAAAGAGCAGAAGUUCUACACCUUCCUGAAGAACUCCUGCCCUCCCACCUCCGAGCUGGUGGGCUCGCCCAGCCGACUCUUCUGGGAACCCAUGAAGAUCCACGACAUACGCUGGAACUUUGAGAAGUUCCUGGUGGGGCCCGAUGGCCGGCCCAUCAUGCGCUGGUACCACCGCACCACGGUGGGCACCGUCAAGGUGGACAUCCUGGCCUACAUGAGGCAGCAGGCAGCCCUGAUGGCCCUGGGGAAGUAACCACCGCCACGCCACUCAGCCGGGACCCUCCCAACACCGCAUCUCCCGGACAAUUCGCCAGCCCCAAACUAGGUGUGCCUACCCAGCUGAGCUGAACCUCCACCCCUCAGGCUUCUGACGGGCCUCUGACCCCACCCAGCCAGCAGAGAGCAGGUGCAGGGCGGGGCACAGGAUAGCGUCUGCCUGACGGAGGGGCCCGAAGCCCAGCGGGCGGGCCCCCCCUGAGCCUGUCUGGGGCCAGCCCUUGUGCAUUCCGGCUGAGCCCCGGCAGGGACGCUGUCCCUGCCUCUGUCCGUGCCUGCCCUUGUCCUCCUCACCCCUGUCUGCCCAGUAAAGGCUUCUCUGCAGCA
Messenger RNA from Fukomys damarensis (Damara mole-rat), 1065 nucleotides. RefSeq names its product glutathione peroxidase 3 (gene Gpx3). The record is from RefSeq and is a predicted model, not a curated record. Gene Ontology annotation, biological process: hydrogen peroxide catabolic process; response to oxidative stress. Gene Ontology annotation, molecular function: glutathione peroxidase activity; selenium binding. The transcript has 5 exons. NCBI's taxonomy places the organism in Eukaryota, Metazoa, Chordata, Mammalia, Rodentia, Bathyergidae.